Messenger RNA from Cygnus atratus (black swan), 2187 nucleotides. Its product is annotated as tubulin alpha-3 chain. Gene Ontology annotation, cellular component: cytoplasm; microtubule. The transcript has 5 exons. The coding region runs from base 735 to 2096 and encodes 453 amino acids. Gene Ontology annotation, biological process: microtubule cytoskeleton organization; mitotic cell cycle. NCBI's taxonomy places the organism in Eukaryota, Metazoa, Chordata, Aves, Anseriformes, Anatidae. Gene Ontology annotation, molecular function: structural constituent of cytoskeleton; GTP binding. The record is from RefSeq and is a predicted model, not a curated record.
GUGGAUCAAAGUUUUGACUGUUACAAAAGAAGGAAAGAAAAUGACAACAGGGGUAGCAAGACAGACCCUCCAGAGCACAACUGAACGUACACAUUUCAAGCUGGAUGCGUCAACCUGGACGCCCACGUACCUGCCUUUUCUGCUGAGAGGGAUUUCUCCGCCCGGUUCGUGGCUGCGCGCCGCUCUGCUGAGAGGCACCGGCCCCCCUGCCGCCUCCAAACGGCCGCCGUAGAAGCGUGCUCCAGCGACGCCUGCGCUCCGCAGCCGGCCCCACUUCCAGCCAUUCGCCCCGGCAGCCUCCAGACUGCUGCGAGCGUAAGCGCGCGCGGCGAGCCCGCGCUAGGACCUGCGCUGCUGCCUCAGCGCAGGGGGCAGCCGGAGCCCGCCCUGAGGCGACUCCUCGAGCCCCCAGCGUGCGCUGCACGCAGCGCCUCGGCCCGCACCGACACGCCCACGUCCCCCUUCAGCAGAGCUCAAGCCCGCCCCCUGCAACCACCCCGACUCGCGCUCUCAAGCGAGCACGUGGCAGUCAUCACCCCACGUGGGCAUAUCAGCACGCUCGGCUAAUCAGCGGUCUCCAUUCGCCUCUGGAGCGCGCGGGUAACAGCCAAUGGGAAACCAGCGCGCGAAGCCGAGGGGAUCGAGGCGGUUACUCGGCGGCAGUUGGCGGUGCUCGGCGGGAGGUGGUGGACGCGGUCUGGUGCAGUCGAGGCUCCUGAGCUUGGCCAGGCAACAUGCGUGAAUGCAUAUCUAUCCACGUUGGUCAGGCUGGUGUUCAGAUUGGCAAUGCAUGCUGGGAAUUGUAUUGUCUUGAACAUGGGAUCCAGCCUGAUGGUCAAAUGCCCAGUGAUAAAACUAUCGGAGGUGGAGAUGAUUCAUUUAAUACUUUCUUCAGUGAGACAGGAGCUGGUAAACAUGUUCCCAGAGCAGUGUUUGUGGACCUAGAGCCAACUGUAGUUGAUGAAGUACGUACAGGCACGUAUAGGCAGUUAUUUCAUCCUGAGCAGCUCAUUACUGGGAAAGAAGAUGCAGCUAAUAAUUAUGCUAGAGGCCACUAUACCAUUGGAAAAGAGAUUGUUGAUCUAGUGCUAGACCGCAUUCGCAAACUGGCUGAUCUGUGCACAGGACUGCAAGGUUUCCUUAUCUUUCACAGUUUUGGAGGAGGCACUGGUUCAGGGUUUGCAUCUCUGCUCAUGGAAAGGCUCUCUGUUGACUACGGAAAGAAAUCUAAACUAGAGUUUGCAAUUUAUCCAGCACCUCAGGUUUCCACUGCUGUAGUGGAACCUUACAAUUCAAUUUUAACUACCCACACAACACUGGAGCAUUCAGACUGUGCAUUCAUGGUAGAUAAUGAAGCCAUUUAUGAUAUAUGUCGUCGCAACCUUGACAUAGAACGUCCUACUUAUACCAAUUUAAACCGACUGAUUGGGCAAAUUGUUUCAUCCAUCACCGCUUCACUGCGUUUUGAUGGAGCCCUCAACGUAGAUCUCACUGAAUUUCAAACUAACCUUGUUCCAUACCCACGAAUCCAUUUCCCCCUGGUAACAUAUGCUCCUGUCAUCUCUGCUGAAAAAGCAUAUCAUGAGCAGUUAUCUGUGGCUGAAAUUACCAAUGCUUGUUUUGAACCAGCUAACCAGAUGGUAAAAUGUGACCCUCGCCAUGGCAAAUAUAUGGCCUGCUGUAUGUUAUAUAGAGGUGAUGUCGUACCUAAGGAUGUUAAUGCAGCUAUUGCUACUAUCAAGACUAAACGUACCAUUCAGUUUGUGGAUUGGUGCCCAACUGGAUUCAAGGUGGGCAUUAACUAUCAGCCUCCAACUGUGGUGCCAGGUGGUGACCUUGCAAAGGUGCAGCGGGCUGUGUGUAUGCUGAGUAAUACAACUGCUAUUGCUGAAGCAUGGGCUCGCCUUGACCACAAAUUUGAUCUCAUGUAUGCUAAACGUGCCUUCGUACAUUGGUAUGUUGGGGAAGGAAUGGAGGAAGGAGAAUUUUCUGAAGCCCGUGAAGAUUUGGCUGCGCUUGAGAAAGAUUAUGAAGAAGUUGGGGUAGACUCAGUAGAGGCGGAGGCUGAAGAAGGGGAUGAAUAUUUAGAAAACUGAAAUCUGGAAAACUAUAUUCAGCAAAAACAACAACAAAUUGCAGAACCCUGUUCACUUGUUUGAUUGUUUUCAAAUAAAGUUUUAAAGGUUC